AUGGCUACAGCUUCAGUGUCAACCCCUCUCAAAAGCCAUCAUGGCCUCUUCUCCACCAAGACCGCAGGUGGCCGAAUGCCUCUAACCCCAUCCCCAAGGCAGAGAACUACAAGUGUAGCCACACACAUCUCAUCCACUUCCUCCCCCUCUACUCCUCGCCGCAAGGAACAAUCCAUCCACAAGUCAGAUCCCUCAACCUUCUUCUCCCGCUCCAUCUCAAGAUCAGUAUCCAAGUUUGCCUAUGCCAACUCACCCAAGUCCAACAUUGCCAAAGGCAGGCAGUCUCCCAAGCAAUUGGACCUAGGUGUCUCGGAUUGGACCCUCACAGGCACCGGGCCCAGCACAUCUGCCACACCAUCAAGAGAAAAGUCAAGGAAAGAGACGGCCCUCAGGUCCAGGACAGCCAAGACCACCAUCAGACUUCCCAAUAACACCGCAGACCGCUUCAUUCCCAACAGAGCUGCAAGUGCGGGCCUGGCAACUGCCGGGUCUGGCAAGGCAGAUGAGAACACUCGACCUCGAACUGCUGGUAUGGAUGGAUCCCUGGUCCUUGCGAACGCUGCCAGUGCCAGUGCUUUUGAGAUCUCUGCACGAGGUGCAGAUGCAGACAUCACGACCGCCCUGGAAGGCCUUGGUCUCGAGGAUGAUAACACCACCUCUUCCUACACACGGACCAAUCCCGAUUCCAGUGCGUACGAAUCAUCACUAGCUUCGGCAUGUGGCAUUUCAAGAAGUCAGCGAAUCCUUGAAUUCAAACCUGCCCCUCCCGAAUCAUCCAAGCCCAUUGACCUCCGGUCACAAUACAACCGCCCAUUGAAACCAGCAAAUGCUCAGUCCGCCCAGUUCCGCCGCCGUAUUCAAUCUGCACCUGAGCGAGUGUUGGAUGCUCCCGGUCUGGUCGACGACUACUACUUGAAUCUGCUUGACUGGAGCUCGAGCAACCAGGUGGCGAUUGGCUUGGAGCGCAAUGUCUACGUCUGGUCCGCCGACAGCGGCACUGUCAGCUGCUUGCUGGAAACUUCACCUGAUACCUAUGUCAGCAGUGUCAAAUGGUCUGGCGACGGCGCCUACGUUGGCGUGGGGCUCGCGUCCGGGGAAGUUCAGAUCUGGGAUGUCGAAGAAGGUACCAAGCUCCGGAGCAUGUUCGGACAUGAAACUCGGGUUGGUGUGAUGGGAUGGAACAAGCACACCUUGUCAACAGGGGCAAGAAGUGGACUCGUCUUCAACCAUGACGUCCGAGUCGCCCAACACAAGGUUGCCGAGCUGGUGUCCCACACCUCUGAAGUGUGCGGCUUGGAAUGGCGCAGCGACGGCGCGCAACUAGCCACGGGCGGGAACGAUAACUUGGUGUCCAUCUGGGACGCCCGUUCAUUGGCCGCCCCCAAGUUUGCAAAGAAAAAUCACCGUGCUGCGGUCAAGGCUCUCAGCUGGUGCCCCUGGCAACUCAACCUCCUGGCAACUGGUGGAGGGUCGAACGACCGACACAUUCACUUCUGGAACACGACCACCGGGGCCCGGGUCAACAGUAUCGACACCGGAUCACAAGUGACAAGUCUCAAGUGGAGCAAUCACUACCGCGAAUUGGUGAGCUCCAGCGGCUUCCCAGACAACUCUCUAAGCAUCUGGAGCUACCCGACUUUGGUGCGAAAUGUGGAGAUCCCGGCCCACGAGAGUCGAGUGCUUCACAGCUGCCUCAGUCCCGAUGGACAAAUGCUUGCAACGGCAGCGGGCGAUGAAAGUUUGAAGUUUUGGAAGAUCUUUGAGCGGAAAGCGGGCGUCAGUGCGUCAGCGUCCAGGGAGGGCGGCGUCGGCAAAGGCGGCGCAAUGGCCAAGCAGAUGACCAUUCGAUAG
Fonsecaea nubica is the source of this 1851-nucleotide messenger RNA. RefSeq lists its product as hypothetical. The record is from RefSeq and is a predicted model, not a curated record. The coding region runs from base 1 to 1851 and encodes 616 amino acids. Gene Ontology annotation, biological process: positive regulation of ubiquitin protein ligase activity; positive regulation of anaphase-promoting complex-dependent catabolic process; anaphase-promoting complex-dependent catabolic process. Lineage: Eukaryota; Fungi; Ascomycota; Eurotiomycetes; Chaetothyriales; Herpotrichiellaceae. The transcript is spliced from 2 exons. Gene Ontology annotation, molecular function: protein binding; anaphase-promoting complex binding; ubiquitin ligase activator activity. Gene Ontology annotation, cellular component: anaphase-promoting complex.